CAUUACUCACUCGAGCUCACGCAAAUCAAACAAGACAUUGCGCGUUCUCAGUUCUUCAAGAGGAGAGAGAGAGGAGAUGCGCUUGACGGCUCUACUGACACAUUAAAACCCACAAUCAGCGCAAAUGACCAGACCAAACAUUUUUGUCCCAUGGGCAGGGAGGGUCUUGUGAGUUUGUGUGAUCUUCAGCACUGAGCUCGAUGUCUUCUGAAUGUACGUGGUUGGUCCCCGUCAUGUUGUGCUUCAUCCUGGCUACAGGUGCACAUGAAGGAUCUGUGUGCACUGUAAAUUCAAGCGCAGGCAAUGAAGUCAUCUUAGGUUCCAAUUUCACAAUCUCCUGCAACUUCAUCAAGGAAUGCACCAAAGAAAUUUUUCUGAAUAUGAAACAAAUUAGUUAUAAACAAUUCAACAAUUCAAUUGUGGUGUCUGUUAAGAAUCUAACAGAGUUCAGCACCUUCGCCUGCAAGUGUAAGGAGGCCCAUGAACCAGACCCAUGUGGGAUUGACAUCACUCCAGGAUACCCUCCAGAUAUUCCACAAAAUCUGACGUGCAUUCGAAAAACGGAAUUUGGCAAUGUCAGCUGCACUUGGAUAACAGGAAGGGAUACCAAACUCGUGACCACGUGUCAGUUACGGGUUCAAGGUGACCCGCACCCCAGCUAUAAGAGUGUUAUGAACUCUACAGGAUUUUGUUGGUCCACAUUCCCCAUCAAAAGCUCAAAAAUGUCUCAGCUUGUUGUGUCACUCAAUGUCUCUAAUAGUCUGGGUUCAAAAACCUCAGGUCCCCACACCUUCACCCUCAGAAAUAUAGUAAAACCCUCAAUACCUCAAAUCAGUCAUGUGAACUGCUCAUCACAAUGGUGCCACCUACACACAGAUAAUCACAGCAUGGACUUAGUUGAAGUCCAAUACAGAGCAGUAAAUGGGAUCUGGAAAAAACUUGAGACUAAUGCCAAGAUGAAUUUGAAUAUUACCUCACUGCAGCCAGAUACCAAGUACAAGUUCCAGAUCAGGAGGAAAAUAAACCAUAGAGUAGGUUUGUGGAGUGACUGGAGUCAAGAAAAGGAAACCAAAACUGAAGAGGAAGCUCCUGUAAAGGAGCUUGACGUCUGGUAUCUCCAAGAACCGAAACACUCGCAGUCUGGAAAUAAGUGUUUCCAGAUAGUUUGGAAGGAACUGAAUAUAUCAGAUGCCAAGGGGAAGAUUCUGAAGUAUAAUAUAAGUGUUCUGGAGCAGAAGAUGAACUCAAGCAACAAAAUUCCAACCAGCAGAAAUCAUCACAUAUGCUGCUCUAACUGUUCUGUGUCAGUGUCUGCAGUUAACUCAAAGGGUCAAUCUCCUGCCAAAUUUAUCAAGCUGCGUUCUCCAGGACUUGCUUCAGGUUUCCUGCCACACAAACUAUUAAAUAAUCAUAGCGUUGCCCUCUCCUGGCAGAGGUUUGCCAUUGCAGGCCAAGUAACUGAGUAUGUGGUUCAUUGGUAUCCAGUUGGAUACACUGACAGGAUUCAGUGGAUUCGAGUACUGGAUAACACAGCUAACAUUACAGGUCUCCAGCCUCAAGAAUGCUAUCGGGUUGCAGUCACUGCUCUGCACACAUCUGGUCCCAUAAUGGCACACUUUAGAGGCAUCUCCACAUGGCAGUCAGCUCCAGAACAAGGUCCAGUUCCUCAACCAGUCUUGAAGAAUUCUGAGAACUUGCAGUUGGAAUGGUCUGAAAUCCCUCAAGAGAAGAGAAGAGGCUGUUUGAAAAAAUACACCAUCUACUUGUGGAACAAGUUAACGGAAGAUACUCAAACUUACAGUGUGGACUAUCCAAAGAAACAGUAUACUAUUAGUGGUCUGUCACCAGGACAGUGUUACAAACUGUGGGUCACUGCCUGGACAGAUGCUGGGGAGGGACCCAGAGGAAGUGAACUCCCAUUCUGCACACCAACAGAUGCUGAGAAACUAUUGUCCCAUGUGAUCUUGGCUGGUGGAGGAGUACUUUUGUCCUGUCUAAUCCUCUUGUGCAUCUGUCAGUUCUCCUCUGUGCAGAAAAGAUUCUUAAGUUGUUGCCAGUGUCUGCUGCCUACAGUUAUUCCAGAUCCAGCAAACAGCAGUUGUGCAAAGACGUACACUGAUGACCAGGGUGAAAUUAAAUUCUAUCUUCACAAAUAUGACCCCAGCGUGAGUGAGGAUCCCGAAAAUGUAGAGGUGGAGGAAGUUCCCUACCCCAGCUUCCCCUGCACCUACAUCAAAAGCUUCUCUCAGGAGUCCAGUUCCUCUGAUGCCACCCAGAGCACCAGGACCACAGACUACACAGAUGACUACAUCUCCACUCACGGCGCAAUAAGUGGAGGAGAAGAGGAAGAGAACGAGGAAGAAGAGGCGUGUUUGGAUGAAUUUGAAUUCUUCCCAAGCACUCACAGCCCUUUCUUGGAACCGCUGGUUUUAACUGGAGGAAAGUUGACACUGGAUGCAGUAAAAAUAGACUGCAGUGAAUUUCUGGAUUGCACGUGAUCCUCCACAGGCAUUAAAAUUUGACCUGACUGUGACUGUACUAAGGAUGCUGAAAAAUAAUCAUGGACAUCCCAAAGAUAAUUUGUCAGUUAAAAGGACAAACUUUUCCCAGCCAUACCUGCGAGCAGCUUAAGCUCAUGCUGUAAUGGAAGUAGCAACAGAUCUUUUCUUCUAUAUUGUGACAUACAUCAGAAUGAAAUGGAUUAAGGGAAAAAAGGGUGAAAAAAGAUGGAGGCAGAUCUGAACAUGAGCUUACAGUCAGCUGUAAGAAAGGGGCGGGUUUAAACAGAUCAAAUGAUUGGAAUAGUCUGGCAUACAUUACAAGAGAGAAGUUUCACCGAAAGAUCGAAUUAUAUUUUAAUUAAACAUUGUGGUCAAAAAAUAAAACAAAAUAGACGAAUCGUUCACAAUAAGACCAAUAACAUGCAUUUAGAAAAUAGAAGUUCAUUUCAUGCCUACUUUAAAAGCUUGCAUAGUUGUGUUUGAUGGAUGUGGCAGUGUAGGCCUCUUGAGACAAGGUUAACUUCAUAUCCUUUUCAGCACACAUGGUUUGCCUCAGGUACUUAUCUCUGAAAUGCAGAUGAUCUAACAGACUGGUAACAGCCAAUCUAGAGUAUGGAUACUUAAUGAAUGUAAGUUGAAAAGGUUUUUCGGACAUAUUCUAUAAACUCAUUCUUUCCACUAAACACUCAGCAGCUGACCAACACUAACCAUUCACUUUAACUUUUUAACUGUUUCACAAUAAUCAAGAAAACCUUGCACAAGCAUCAAUAUCGUGGGAGACUCAGCACUCAUAUCUACAACUUACGCUAACGCAAGAUGUUUGACCAAUUACACAAAUAAUAGAGUGUCAUCACAUAAGUUUUUCAUCAGCUCAACUGAAUACUGUCCUAAUGUAAUGUUUUAAAUUGCAUGUAAAGCUUUAAUGUCAAAGCAUCAAGGACAAAAAAAGAGAAAAGAAUAAAUGUCUUUUUUUUUUUUAAA
Molecule: messenger RNA, 3482 nt
Organism: Megalobrama amblycephala (Wuchang bream)
Lineage: Eukaryota; Metazoa; Chordata; Actinopteri; Cypriniformes; Xenocyprididae
Gene: il12rb2
Product: interleukin 12 receptor, beta 2a
Exons: 16
Coding region: 201-2498 (765 amino acids)
Biological process (GO): cytokine-mediated signaling pathway
Cellular component (GO): external side of plasma membrane; signaling receptor complex
Molecular function (GO): cytokine receptor activity; cytokine binding
Source: RefSeq, a predicted model, not a curated record